This is a messenger RNA of Caenorhabditis angaria, 1246 nucleotides long. NCBI's taxonomy places the organism in Eukaryota, Metazoa, Nematoda, Chromadorea, Rhabditida, Rhabditidae. The record is from the annotation of a GenBank genome assembly.
AUGUCACAGGCUUUAAGAAGUGCAAAAGAGCGCGCUCUGCAAAUUGUAGAACAAGCGUCGAAAAUUCGAAUUCAAGAUGCAAGAGAUAAUCUGGGAGCAAGAACCAGUGGAAGACAAGUUAGAAAAGCAAAUAAUCAGGUAAAUUGAAAAAAUUUUAAAGAUUUUUUUCAAUAAUAAAUUAUAUUUCCUUAUUUAGAUGGGACAUACACAAGGUGCCUUAGAACGUGCUGCAAAACCACCACUCGGAUGGAUUUGGGGUGAUUUCUUUCGACCAUGGCAAAGAAUGUUUCCAGGAGAAAAACAUUUCAACGCUGAUAUCAAGUGAGUUCGCUUUUCUGUUAAAAGAAUUUGAAUCUUCUACGAGAUUCAUUUCAAACCUAAAAAAUUAGUUCAAAAUACUUCAUUUUCGAAAUCUUUCAUUUUUCCGUGGAAUUUCAUCAAUGUCAAAACUCAACAAAAAAUCCGGAACUCAAAAAUAAUCAAAAAUGCAUGUUUUGAAUAUUACGUGGGAGUUUUUGGGUUGAUAAAUAAUACUUCUUUAGAUUUCAUGUAUUUUUUGCAGUGUUCGUCGUGAAUAUAUUCCAUUAUCGUUGAUUGAAUUGACUCGAUUAAUUGAUUUGGGAUGGAUUGAUCCAAGUAAACCAAUUGAUAUUUCAACACUUUGUCGAACCCAAAAAUUCCAAAUUAAUCCAAAUAUCAGACAAUAUGGAUUUGAUUUGACUGAAGAAGGAGCCGAUUCUUUUCCAUAUGCAAUUGAUAUCGAAGUUCAGUAUGCAACACAAUCCGCAAUUGCAGCUGUGGAAAAAGCUGGUGGACGAAUAAGAACUUCGUAUUAUGAUGUAAAUGCAUUGGAAGCAGCAAUUGAUCCCAAAAAAUGGUUUGAAAAAGGAAAUGUUGUUCCACAAAGAAAGGCACCACCAAAAACAUUGAUCGGUUAUUAUAUGGAUGCAAAGAAUCGUGGAUAUUUAGCUGAUGAAUCUGAUAUUGAAAAUAAUCGGAUUAAUUUAGCAAAUAUUAGAGGAUAUAAAUUGCCAGAUCAUGAAAUGGUUACUGAACCAUUGAAAACUGUUGAUCAGGUAAAAUCUCAUUGAAAUAUGAAAUAGAAAAUAUAUAUCUUAUUUAGGUUUUCCAUGGAAUUCCAGCAGGUUCAGUUAUCUCUUUAGCUGAUAAAAAACUAUACAGUCCAACCAACGAAAUUCAUCGAGAAUAUUAUAGUAAACAAGUUGCCGAUAAACAAUAUUCAUAG